Molecule: messenger RNA, 987 nt
Organism: Capsicum annuum
Lineage: Eukaryota; Viridiplantae; Streptophyta; Magnoliopsida; Solanales; Solanaceae
Product: putative glycine-rich cell wall structural protein 1
Exons: 1
Coding region: 111-812 (233 amino acids)
Source: RefSeq, a predicted model, not a curated record
CGUCACGGGUCCAUAAAUAAAUAAAUGUCCACUAUCCCAUGCAUAAACCUUAAAAGACACAAUUUGGACCAACAACAAAAAAACAAGAAGAGUUCACUAAUAUUGCUAGCAUGAUAGUGCAAAAUAACACUUUUCAUUUCAGUCUUUUGAUCAUUUUCUUGAUCUCACCUCAUUAUCUAGCCUUCAACAACGGUGGUGGAGACGAAAGGGAGAUGACCUCAUUGGAAACAUUCUCAUCCCCUAGUGGUAGUGGAAGUGGUGCAGCACAUGGACCUAAUUGGAAUUACAACUGGGGUUGGGGUUCUAGCCCUGGAGGAGGAUGGGGUUAUGGCUCUGGCUCAGGUAGGUCUCCUAAUGGGUUAGGUCGAGGUUGGGGUUUUGAUUUUGGGUCUGGGAGUACAGAGUCUGGUACUGGUUAUGGCUUUAGUGCUGGUAGUGGUGGUGGUGGUGGUGGUUAUGGAGCUGGAAGUGGUAAUGGUGGUAGCUUAAGAGGAAGAGAGAUGCCUUCGCCAGAAACAUUUUCAUCCCCUAGUGGAGAAACUGGUGUAGCUCAUGGACCUAACUGGGAUUAUAACUGGGGUUGGGGUUCUAGCCCCAGAGGAGGAUGGGGUUAUGGUUCUGGCUCAAGUAGGUCUCCUAAUGGAUUUGGUCGAGGUUGGGGGUAUGGUUUUGGGUCUGGGAGCGGGUCUAGUACUGGCAAUGGAUAUGGUUCUGAUGGUCAUGGUGAUAGUGGUGGUGAUGAUGGUCGCUCAGCUGGCUAUAGUAGCGACCCCACGCCAUCAAUUUCAAAUGAGAGAGAUCAUUGUGGCUAAUAAAACAUAUUGGUCAUGUACUACUUACAACAUGUUAUUUGUUUACAAAUAUAAAGAGUAUUAUGAACUUUAAUGUACGUGUUAUAAUAGAGUCUGAUAUGUCUUGUAUACUAUACCAUGAGAAUAUAGUAAAUGAAUAUAAUGAAUAAUAUAUUCAUAAUAAAUGUUUGCAUAA